This is a messenger RNA of Megalops cyprinoides (Indo-Pacific tarpon), 2585 nucleotides long. RefSeq names its product RAB40B, member RAS oncogene family (gene rab40b). Gene Ontology annotation, cellular component: synaptic vesicle; endosome; plasma membrane. Gene Ontology annotation, molecular function: GTP binding; GTPase activity. The coding region runs from base 967 to 1803 and encodes 278 amino acids. Gene Ontology annotation, biological process: intracellular signal transduction; protein localization to plasma membrane. The record is from RefSeq and is a predicted model, not a curated record. NCBI's taxonomy places the organism in Eukaryota, Metazoa, Chordata, Actinopteri, Elopiformes, Megalopidae. The transcript has 6 exons.
CCGAGCGGUUUCAGAAAACGCCGAAACUGAUCCAGAGUAACUGUGUGCUGGUCUACAAUGUCCUGACGCUUGCCUGUCGCCUUUAGCCACACCCUCGUUUGUAUCAAACGGGCUUUUAUGGAUUUUGACAGACGUAUUCAAUAACUACUAAAGGAAGAGAGCUGCCCUAGCAACUCAGUGGAGGGACCAACCGUAGGAUAGAUGGGCAGGACUCUAGUUUCACUGCUGGAGAAGGCUGGAGUGAAAGAAACCGAGAAAACGCGUGAGGACAGGGCAAACGAACAGCGUGGUUCUCGGAAAAUAGAGGUCUGAGAAGGGACUGUCAGGUAUUUUGGAUGUCAUUUACAGGAAAACGUGACAGGGUUAAGUUUGCAAACGUAACUUUCCAACGAAAGUAUACGUGGAGCGUGGGGCUGUCCGACAGUGAGGGAGAUAUUAUUGUUGACCAUUUGUGUCCAUUUGCAACGGAAUGCUCUUAUUGACUAUAUGACAUAACUCAAACUGGACAUGUUAGUUUUAGUAUUGAUAAUUUGAAGGGUGAACUAUUACGUUUUUAUUUGCGUACAUACUAAUUGGAAACAUUUAGCGUUAUUUCUAAAUGGCGUGCUAGAUGUGAACAUAGGGGUUCCUUUAUGAAGAGCAGCGUUGUGAGAGAUCAGAACUGCGCAGACUUGUUUACUCCUUGAUUUAUACAGGUGGGAGUGCUUCGUCGAAAAUAAAUGUUUCGAGAGUCAUAUUAUGCCGGAUGAAUCCGUUCAGAAGAACAGAACAGAACCUCUUAAUGAUAUCAUUAGGCAGUGGUUUGGAUAGAAUGUUUCUGGAACGGCGACUUUGCGCAUGUUAAAACUUGUUCAGUGACACCUAGCCUCCCUCAGCAAGUCCCAAGGCAAAGUUAAACGCGCAGGAAAGUGAACCAACGAGUUGCGGGUGUUCCACUAUGGGACACAGGAGUGAUACGCCGUGAGGAUGACCCACAGAAGUAGCCCCGCAAAGGCUUACGAUUUUCUGCUUAAGUUUCUGCUGGUUGGAGACAGUGAUGUUGGGAAGGGAGAGAUCUUGGCGAGUCUUCAGGAUGGAGCCAGCGAAUCACCAUACGGAUACAAUAUGGGAAUCGAUUACAAGACAACCACUAUCCUGCUUGAUGGACGGAGGGUUAAACUGCAGCUCUGGGACACAUCUGGCCAGGGCAGAUUCUGCACCAUAUUCCGAUCCUACUCCAGAGGAGCGCAGGGCGUGAUCCUGGUGUAUGACAUCACCAACCGUUGGUCCUUUGAUGGCAUUGACAGAUGGAUCAAAGAGAUUGAUGAGCAUGCCCCAGGUGUGCCCAAGAUCCUGGUUGGGAACCGCCUGCACCUGGCCUACAAGCGUCAAGUAAGCACAGAGCAGGCACAGGUGUAUGCAGAGCGUCUGGGCGUCACCUUCUUCGAAGUCAGCCCUCUCUGCAACUUCAACAUCACAGAGUCCUUCACCGAGCUGGCCCGCAUUGUGCUCCUCCGCCAUGGUAUGGAGCGUCUCUGGAGGCCCAACAAAGUGUUGAGUCUGCAGGACCUGUGCUGCCGCUCCAUCGUAUCCUGCACGCCGGUUCACUUGGUGGAUAAACUCCCCCUUCCCGUUGCCUUAAAGAGCCACCUGAAGUCCUUCUCAAUGGCCAACGGCCUGAAUGCCAGGAUGAUGCACGGACGCUCCUAUUCUGUCACUGCCAACAGCGCCAACAAGAGGAACAGCCUGAAGAAGUCAAAGCUAAUCCGUCCCCCCCAGAGCCCCUCCCAGAGCUGUUCCAGGAACAGCUGCAAGAUCUCUUAGGGCUGAGGGGAUGCUGCCAUUGCCCGCUCUGUGUGUUCUCUGGGUGACGUCCCGCUGGAGGCCUGUGCAGUGGACACAGGGAGAACCAGAGAACCGUCUCUGAGACUCAGCUAGCAGGUGAUGACCGGGAGUCAUCUUCCUCCCGAAGCUGCUGCUAGGUCUGUAUCGUCGAAGAGGUCCGCUUGGGAUUCAGCUGGUUGACAGUGUCUUGACCGCAGUCUGUAUUUGGAGAUGGAUUGGAAUAACAAGGGUGUUUUGCUUCAAAAUCUGGUCUGAGCCAUUGUUGCUGUUUCAUGUUCGGUAUAAAAGGUUUAAAAAUAUAUAAAUAUAUUAUAAAUGUGUGACUUUUUUGGCCAGGGUUCAAAGGUUUGCAAGCCAGAGAAGGGAAUGGGUAUAAUAUGUCAUCAUUCCGCAUAUCAAUGCAGAUGUUGUUUGAUACCAUUAAAGCUAGACCCUGUGUGUGAGUAAUAUCCCAGAUAAGAUCUGGUAUGUCAGCGUGGGAAAUCAUGAAAGAAUGAAUGAAAGAGACAAAAUCUAUACUGAAGUGUAAUUGCAGAAAAAAAUGCAGCUCUUUUAACAUGUAUUUGAUAUGUACAAUGAUGUUUGAUACUGUUGUGUUUUACUGUUUGGUUUGUAUCAGUUUACUUACAUAAAAGUGUACAGUCAUGGGAACUGCAAUCCUUCCAACGGGAGGUUACCAAAGACAUUGAGGUGGGGAGACAUGGUGUCUGCACGGAAAAGUGUUUUGUAGUAAAGAAUGCUACGACUUUCCAAUAAACAUG